AUGGACCAUAGUUACGUGGUCCGUGGCCACUCCCAGAGCCUUUUCCUGUGCCCCCUUUCCAGCCCUGGCCUACGUUUCUGUGGCUCCCUUUUCUGCUGGCGGCCGCCUACCCGGGAGAGGGGGGCAGCCAGCGGGAUCCGCGGCACGCCCAGGGGUGGAGUGAGCCCCUCCGCUGCCUCGGGGCCCUCGGUGCCAUUCUGGGUGCGUUUAACCCCGAAGCUGGCGGAGGUGCCGCCCGGGGCCUCGGUGUGGCUGAACUGCAGCCACAGCUGCCCCCUGCCGGCGACGUCCAGCCUGCGCACCCGGCUGAAGCGGGGCCCGGCGCUCGAGGGUCCGGGCUGGGUCCGCUAUCAGCUGCUGGAGGUGAGAGCCUGGAGCUCCAGCGCGGUCUGCCUCGUCACCUGCGCGGGACACACGCGCCAGGCCACGGCCAGGAUCAACGCUUACAAGCGGCCGCGCAGCGUGAUCCUGGAGCCUCCGGUGCUCGAGGGCCGCCAGUACACCCUGCGCUGCCACGUGACGCACGUGUUCCCCGUGGGCUUCCUGGUGGUGAGCCUCCGGCGCGGCGGCCGGCUCAUCUACUCCGAGAGCCUGGAGCGUUUCCAGGGUCCCGAUCUGGCCAAUGUCACCCUGACGCACGUGGUGCCCGCCAGGCCCCACGACUUCUGGCAACGCUGGACGUGCCACGCGCGCCUCAAUCUCGAUGGCUUGGUGAUCCAGAGCAACUCCGCCCCGGUCACGCUGCUCUUCCUGGCUCAGAGCCGCACGUCCACAGCCCUGGCCUCCACUUCCAUCGUCGUCGUGGUGGGAAUUUUUCUCGGUGUGGGAGUUGUCUCCUUGUGCAAGUGCCGGGCCAUGCAUCCGCGGGCAGAGACAGGGGUGUUCUAGGCCAGCUGAGCGGGAAAAACGUUGCUCUGCCAUCAGUAAAACCUUGAUGGGCCAGUG
Messenger RNA from Dipodomys spectabilis (banner-tailed kangaroo rat), 945 nucleotides. RefSeq names its product intercellular adhesion molecule 4 (Landsteiner-Wiener blood group) (gene Icam4). Gene Ontology annotation, cellular component: membrane. Gene Ontology annotation, molecular function: integrin binding. The record is from RefSeq and is a predicted model, not a curated record. Gene Ontology annotation, biological process: cell-cell adhesion. NCBI's taxonomy places the organism in Eukaryota, Metazoa, Chordata, Mammalia, Rodentia, Heteromyidae.